Molecule: messenger RNA, 1353 nt
Organism: Miniopterus natalensis
Lineage: Eukaryota; Metazoa; Chordata; Mammalia; Chiroptera; Miniopteridae
Gene: FEZF2
Product: FEZ family zinc finger 2
Biological process (GO): regulation of transcription by RNA polymerase II
Cellular component (GO): nucleus
Molecular function (GO): DNA-binding transcription factor activity, RNA polymerase II-specific
Source: RefSeq, a predicted model, not a curated record
AUGGCGAGCUCGGCUUCCCUGGAGACCAUGGUGCCCCCGGCCUGUCCGCGAGCCGGAGGGUCGCCGGCCACUUCCAAGACGCUGGCCUUCUCCAUCGAGCGCAUCAUGGCUAAGACGUCGGAGCCCCGUGUGCCCUUUGAGCCCCGGCCCGGGGCCCUGGAGGCCGACGGCGGCCAGGGCAAGAAACUGCUCAACCUCUGCUCGCCGUUGCCCUGCAUGAUCCCCCUCCAGCCCCUAGGCUACGACGUGCCGUCCAAGACGCUGCUCAGUUACUCCGAGCUCUGGAAAAGCAGCCUCCGGGCGGGCGGCGGCGGCGGCGGGGGGGCCUCGGUGUGCGGCGCCAGCGGCCUGUGCAAAACCAACUGUGGCGUGUGCUGCAAGGCCGAGCUGGGCCUGGCGCCCUCGGCGCUGCCCGCCGGCAGGGUCAUCAAGCCGCAGGUCAUCAACCACGCGGUGGGGCUGCCGGCCAGCGGCUCGCUCUACUACUUCAACUACCUGGACUCCGCCGCAUACCCUCCCUCGGAGCUCCUAGGCGGCCACCUCUUCCCGUCCGGCCUCCUCAACGCACAGGGCCCCACCUCCCUGGCUGCGCACCCCAAGCUCUUUUUGCUGGAGAACGCCAAGUUGGCUGGCCUGGCCGCGGACAAGUUCCCCCAUGCGGCCCCCUACGCGCAUAAGGAGCGCUUGCCCGCGCCCCUGGAGCAGGUGCUCAAGGAGAACUCGGCCCUGAGCGCCGAGCGCGGCGGCGUCAAGGGUCACGGCAAGCUGCCCGGCGCCUCGUCGGACGGCAAGCCCAAGAACUUCACCUGCGAGGUGUGCGGCAAGGUGUUUAACGCUCACUAUAACCUCACCCGCCACAUGCCGGUCCACACCGGAGCCAGACCGUUCGUGUGCAAAGUCUGCGGCAAGGGCUUCCGCCAGGCCAGCACGCUCUGCAGACACAAAAUUAUCCACACCCAGGAAAAGCCUCAUAAAUGCAACCAGUGCGGCAAAGCCUUCAACCGCAGCUCCACGCUCAACACGCACAUCCGCAUCCACGCGGGCUACAAGCCCUUCGUCUGCGAAUUCUGCGGCAAAGGCUUUCACCAAAAAGGGAACUACAAGAACCAUAAGCUGACCCACAGCGGCGAGAAGCAGUACAAAUGCACCAUCUGCAACAAGGCCUUCCACCAGGUGUACAACCUGACCUUCCACAUGCACACCCACAACGACAAGAAGCCCUUCACGUGCGCCACUUGCGGCAAAGGGUUUUGCAGAAACUUUGACUUAAAGAAGCACGUGCGCAAACUCCACGACAGCGUGGCCCCCGCCGCCCCCUCCACAAAGGACCUGGCUCGGACAGUGCAGAGCUGA